AUGGCAACCAACAUCACUUGGCAUCAUAACUUGACUCAUGAAGAGCGUUCAAAGAUUAUUGGACAACCAGGUGCAACAUUGUGGUUUACUGGAUUGAGUGCCUCCGGUAAGUCUACUAUUGCCUGUGCUUUAGAAAGGAAACUUCUAGAACAAAAAAUCCAAACCUAUAGACUUGAUGGUGACAAUGUCAGAUUUGGUUUGAACAAAGAUUUAGGCUUCUCUGAGGCUGAUAGAAAUGAAAACAUCAGAAGGAUUUCUGAAGUCGCCAAACUCUUUGCAGAUUCUUGUACUAUUGCUUUGACUUCGUUCAUUUCCCCAUAUAAGAAGGAUAGAGAUUCAGCUAGAAAGUUACACGAAGACGCAAACCUACCGUUUAUUGAGGUCUAUGUGAAUGUUCCAUUAGAGGUUGCAGAACAGAGAGAUCCAAAAGGUUUAUACAAAAAGGCAAGAGAAGGUCUGAUCAAAAAUUUCACAGGUAUUGAUGAUCCAUAUGAAGCACCAGAAACCCCUGAAAUAGUUUUAAACACCCAUGAGAAGUCCGUUGAAGAGUGUGCUGAUGCAAUUAUUUCCUAUCUGAAGGAAAAGAAGAUAAUUGCCUAA
This is a messenger RNA of Pichia kudriavzevii, 600 nucleotides long. RefSeq lists its product as uncharacterized. Gene Ontology annotation, biological process: sulfate assimilation. NCBI's taxonomy places the organism in Eukaryota, Fungi, Ascomycota, Pichiomycetes, Pichiales, Pichiaceae. Gene Ontology annotation, molecular function: adenylylsulfate kinase activity; ATP binding. The coding region runs from base 1 to 600 and encodes 199 amino acids. The transcript has a single exon. The record is from RefSeq and is a predicted model, not a curated record.